This is a messenger RNA of Aspergillus glaucus CBS 516.65, 3285 nucleotides long. RefSeq lists its product as uncharacterized. NCBI's taxonomy places the organism in Eukaryota, Fungi, Ascomycota, Eurotiomycetes, Eurotiales, Aspergillaceae. The transcript has 7 exons. Bases 1 to 3285 code for a protein of 1094 amino acids. Gene Ontology annotation, molecular function: ATP:3'-cytidine-cytidine-tRNA adenylyltransferase activity; RNA binding. The record is from RefSeq and is a predicted model, not a curated record. Gene Ontology annotation, biological process: tRNA 3'-terminal CCA addition.
AUGACUCAGAACGCGCAGGCCCUGCCCACCGUACAGCUUACUCCGAUCGAGAACACCCUGAAAGAGCUCCUCCUCGAUGUCGCGCAUUAUAUCCGUGAACAAGAAAUUGCAAAAGGUGGUAGCGAGGACCUCCCGCAGACCGAGCUGCGGUUCACUGGGGGUUGGGUGCGAGACAAGCUGCUAGGCGUGGACAGCAAUGACAUCGAUGUGGGAAUCAGUACGAUGACAGGAUACCAGUUUGGUAUGGCUCUGAAGGGAUACUUGGAUACCCCGGAGAACCUGGACAAGUACAGGAGGAACCACCCGAACGGCGAGCUGAGCGAGGCCAUUGUCAGUUUACACAAGAUCGAAGCGAACCCCGAGAAGUCGAAACACUUGGAGACGGUGGCCACAAAGAUCUUUGGUCUCGAAAUCGACCUGGUCAAUCUGCGAAAGGAGACAUACUCGGAGGACAGCAGGAACCCGCAGAUGGAGUUUGGUACGGCACAGGAAGACGCAUUGCGCCGUGAUGCGACAAUCAACGCGCUUUUCUACAACCUUAAUGAGUCCAAGGUGGAGGACCUCACAGGAUGCGGCUGGAGUGACAUGCAGAAUAAGAUCAUUCGUACUCCAUUAGAACCAUUCCAGACGUUCAAAGAUGACCCAUUGCGUGUGCUACGGUUGAUCCGGUUUGCCAGCCGGUUGGGAUACCGAAUCCAUGAGGAUACAAAACAAGCGAUGCAGAAUAGCGAGAUCAGUGAAGCUCUCAAGUUAAAAAUCAGCAAGGAGCGUGUUGGAACGGAGCUGGAAAAGAUGCUCAAAGGACCUGAUCCCCGAGGCGCACUGGAUCUCAUCGAUCGUAUCGGACUUUAUACUACAAUAUUCGCGAACCAUCAAGACGAUGUCCAGGCAGAAACAUCAUCCUGGGCUCUUGCAUACAAUACCUUUCAAAAAUUGCUACAUACGGGCGCAGAGAGCAGUGACGCCGUCGAGCGCGUACGGAGCAUUCUCAUUCGUGAUAAGUCAGAAAGCUAUUAUGCAUGGGUCAUCACUGCAUUCGCACCUUGGACCAGUGUCCCGACACGUAUAGCCUCGGGUAAAAAAGCCAAACCGCUUCCACCACGCGCAUCCGAAGUUGCCAGAGACAGUCUUCGUUCGGACAACAAGACCAUCAAUUUUUUGCGGGACUCGUCGAAUAAUUGGAAGAGCAUUAUCGACGUCAAGUCAUCGCUUCUGGAGGAGCGCCUGAGCGGCACGGCUGCGGAAAUUCGACAGCAAGUUGGUCUACACAUGCGGUCAUGGGGAAAGGAAUGGAGACUUCAGUUUGUCUUGAGUAUUCUUCAGGAAGUCAUGCAGGGACGCGAUUUCUCUAAAGUUAUUGAAGAAUAUGACGCUUUUCUGGAAUACAUGGUGAAGCAGGACCUCAAAGAGGUAUGCGAAAUGAAGCCCAUCGCAAACGGAGACGAGAUCAUGAAGCAUAUGAAGGUAUCGAAAGGGCCAUGGAUGAGUAAAGUCAUCGAUGCGGCGAUUAAGUGGCAGCUCCUGCAUCCAGAGAUCACAGAGAAGGAAAAGAUCUUGGAAGCUCUCUCAAGUCAACGAGAAGAAUUAGUCAUGGAAGAACUUCGCAAAGCGGCACGUGAGUCCCUCCAACAACAGCCAGAUGCCAACGACCUCCCAGCCAUUACUCUCCCAGACAACAUCGCACUCCCCGAUUCAUUAGGUCCAUUAUGGAGAGAUUUAUCGCCUCAAAGUUCAAAAAGCGAUGCAGAGAUCAGCGAAGGCCUCCUUGUCGCCCAAGGAUUUCUGGAUAGAUGGGACUCGAAGAGUCUACCGGACCGAGAUGAGGAGGUAAUGAACUACCUGUAUGAGUGGGCUAUUCGACUCAAGUCAACUAUCGCUAUUUCUGUUCUUUCAUCUUUGGCUGCUCUGUUACCCAUUGAGAAAGCUGCCAACAAGUCGGAUAUCGUCAUCGCACUGGCAAGCUUCACGUCUGAUAACGAUCCUUGGACUACAAGCGCAAGUGCUACGAAGGCAAAGGAAGCACUGCACUUUUUUACUACAAAGCUUCGUACAGAAGAGAGCCGCUCUUUCUGGUCUAUUGUCGAGCAGGUCCUGAAAGAGAGAAUAAAGCCCCUCUUUGCUAAGACGAGGAAUCCGGCAAUCACAGAUGCUGGCCGGAAGAACUUCCAUCCUGUACCUUUGGGUCAUUUUGACACGAGUAUUUUGGAUCCGGAGUCGAAGCCGUGGAAGGUUCACAAUCCCUAUGCUACCACGGUUUUCGAGUGGGUUAUUGCUCAGUAUCAUUCCAAUGACAAAGGGUAUCUGGAAAGACAUUUCCCGCUCCUCAUACCCCCAACAUUGUCCCUGAUAGACGACGACAAUCUAGCCUACAAGUCUCGCGGCUGUAGCAUCCUCUUACAAUUCCUCAAACCAAUCCAAAAAAGCGAAUCUGACAUCCUCCGGCGAACAAACCUCUCCUCUGUCUUCGAAGACGCCAUAAAGCAAUGCUUCUUCUCGCUCCCAACAAUCACACCAGAAGACGACUCCAUCAAACUCCUCGAAGUCGCCUAUCCCGCCCUUCUUUCUGUCUUGAAAACAGCCUACCAACUCCCGUCCAUGCCGACGAACAAGAAAACAGAAGAUAAAAACACAUAUAUUACCGGUGUCACCAGAAUCCUCCGCGACCAUAUCAUCCCCUCAUUCCAUCAUAUCAGCUCAACAAGCACAACCUCGACAUCCUCGUUCGCAUCAUUCCCCCACCCACGCCUUUCCACGCUCCUGGUAAACCAGCUACACAAUAUCCUGCCGGAACUAGGAAUCCACACCACGAAGUACCUCCAGGAAAUCAUUCCCGUCCUGUACAGCACGCUCUCCAACCCAUUCGGUCCCGCACAUGCCCCUCUCCUCCUCGCGUCUGUGGCCGCAAUGCGUGCUGUGAUUCUGAAUGCGCAUCCGCGGCUAUGGAGAUGGCGUGGAGAGAUACUUGGUGGCCUGUGCGCGUGCUGGGUGUAUGCGGUUGAGGAAGAGGGGGAGAUUACUGAGAGAACGGAGAAGGGGCGCGGGUUAGAAGGUGAUAAGUCAGCAGGGCAGGUUCUGGGAGUGUUGAAGAAAAAGCUUAGGGGCGUUGUCUAUUUGUUGAAGCUUGCGUUGGAGAAUCCUGUGGAUGCGGAGGGGGAUGAGGGACAGUUGGGUGCGAAGGAGAAGAUUUGGGAUGAGAUGCGGGAGUUGGUCGACGCGGAUGAUGUUCUUAAGGAGCUGCUUAUGGAUGAGAUUGGCCCGGAUGAUGGGGGCUACUUUAGUUGUUAA